Molecule: messenger RNA, 1688 nt
Organism: Cajanus cajan (pigeon pea)
Lineage: Eukaryota; Viridiplantae; Streptophyta; Magnoliopsida; Fabales; Fabaceae
Product: mitochondrial fission protein ELM1
Biological process (GO): mitochondrial fission
Cellular component (GO): mitochondrial outer membrane
Source: RefSeq, a predicted model, not a curated record
CGCCAUCGAGUUACGAAAAUACGACUAACCGGGGUGAAAGUGAAAACCGGAAAGUGUCGAGAAGAAGAGAGUUGGGCGAAACUGCAACUUGCGUGUCUCCUUUUUCUUUGUUCUUCCAUGGAUCCUUGAUCCAAUUCCAAACCAUGCCAAUGAAGCCAAUUCAGCUACCGGAGCCGCCCAGCCCCACGCCGCCCAGAGGCACUCCGGACAUCUUCGAAUCCGGCGUCCACACCAUCGUCCGCCGCGCCGUCGUUAUCGGCAACGGCUUCCCCUCCUCCGAGAAUCACAGCAUCGGUUUGCUCCGCGCCCUUGGCCUCUCCCACAACCACCUCCUAUACCGCGUUACGAGGCCAAAAGGUGGAAUCGACGCUUGGCUCCAAUGGCUUCCCCUCUCUCUCCAUAAAAAAUUUCACUAUCUAUUUUCCGUGUUCCGCGCCUUCUCCUCCAAAUCUCACUACCUGCCUAUCACUUCGCACCCUAGCGGCUUGUCCGCUAUUCUCGAAGCUGAUGCCAAACACAUCGUCAAUUUGGCUCGCGAGACUUACGAAAAGGAGGGACCGUUGUUGGUGGUUGCAUCUGGAAGGGACACAAUCUCCGUUGCUAGUUCUAUAAAACGUUUGGCUCCUGAUCUUGUUUUUGUUGUUCAGAUACAACAUCCAAGGUCUCAUUUGGAUAGGUUUGACAUGGUGAUUACACCUCAUCAUGAUUAUUAUCCUUUGACUCCAGAAGCACAGAGUCAGGUUCCUAAGUUUCUUAGAAGUUGGAUAACUCCACGUGAGCCUCCAGAUAGUCAUGUGGUUCUGACCUUGGGAGCCUUACACCGAAUAGAUUUUGCUUCACUUCGCAGUGCUGCUCUUACAUGGCAAGAUGUGUUUGCACAUGUUCCAAGGCCAUUGCUCGUGGUCAACAUUGGAGGACCAACAAAAAACUGUCGAUAUGGUGUUGAUCUUGCAAAGCAGUUAGCAACAUCUUUGCUCAGCGUUCUUGGUAGUUGUGGGAGUGUAAGAAUAUCCUUUUCAGAGAGGACUCCACAAAAGGUAUCCAAUAUUAUAGUGAAAGAACUUGGGAAUAAUCCAAAAGUUUAUAUUUGGGAUGGGCAAGAACCAAACCCCCAUAUGGGGCAUCUGGCUUGGGCUGAUGCAUUUGUUGUCACAGCAGAUUCAGUUAGCAUGAUUAGUGAAGCUUGCAGCACCGGGAAGCCUGUGUAUAUUAUGGGAGCUGAGCGAUGCAGAUGGAAGUUCACAGAAUUCCACAAAUCAUUGAGACAACGGGGAGUUGUUAGGCCUUUUACAGGGUCUGAGGAUAUGUCGGAAAAUUGGAGUUAUCCACCCCUUGAUGACAAUGCUGAAGCAGCUAAACGGGUUCAUGAAGCGCUUGCUGCCCGAGGGUGGAAACUGAAGAUAUAGAACACAAUUAUUUGUUCACACAAUACUAAUUUUUAUUAUGUUUUGUUAAAGGCCUUAGCCAUUUGUUACUUGGAAGAUAGUUUCCUAAAUAUCAAAUUUCUUUGAUAGCACGAAUAGAAAAUGCGGAUCGGAUGUUCGUUAUUCUUUCCACCAUAACAAUAUUCAAGGAUGUAAUAUAAUAUAAGGUUAAUUGUACCAUUGCGGCUUGCAAACUUGACAUUUUUGUGCCGAUUGGCACAUUUUUAAUAAAUGAGGUGAAUAAAAAAUUGUUUGUGCUGUAAA